Messenger RNA from Lycium barbarum (goji berry), 1033 nucleotides. RefSeq lists its product as uncharacterized. NCBI's taxonomy places the organism in Eukaryota, Viridiplantae, Streptophyta, Magnoliopsida, Solanales, Solanaceae. The coding region runs from base 282 to 617 and encodes 111 amino acids. The record is from RefSeq and is a predicted model, not a curated record. The transcript is spliced from 5 exons.
CUUUUUUUAUUCAAAUUUUUAGAUUGAUUCAAUCAUUUCUCUUAUGUGGCAUUGUAGCUAUAGAGGAAUUUAAUGUAUAGAAUAUGCUGAUCCCUGAAUAUUAUACUCCUUGCGUCCCAUUAGCAAAAAUCCGACCCAUUAAAAAAUCAAUAAAAUACAAUGUGACCCAAGGUUGUGGGUUUAAAGAGGACUACAAUGCUAAGGGAAUAAUUGAAAAUACUUGUCAAUUCAAUUUCUAAGAUCAUCACGGGCCAGCUCAGGUUAAUUGCUGGAAAGAACCUAUGAGUCCCUCACAAUGGAAACAAGAGCACUUUGUGAUUGUAUCUUUGUCUGGAUGGGGUUUGCUUUUUUACGGUGGAUACAAGUUGUUCACUGGAGGCAAGAAGAACAAAGAAGAGUGCUGUUGGACUAAAAUUCAGACCUCGUCGUUGUGGUCCCCGUAUUCUCCCUGCUCUCCCAAGCUGGCAGCAGAGCCUGUCGUAUUGCCUGUCUCUUCUGUUUCCUUAUCAUGCUCAACGUCAAGGAAAUGUGGAAAGAGUGGAGGACUAGUGGAUGAACAAACAAGACUGGCCUCACUUGGCUCUCAGAGUAAAUAUAGGUUAAUGUGUCACAGAUAGAGUGCUGCUUGUCAUCUCAAAUUGGUUCUCAAACUGCUUCCCCCCUCUCUCUCUCUCUUAGAAGAGCCACAGAAUUUGUGAUGCUGAUCUGUAAGGAACUGAGGAAGUAACGAGAUUUUGAAGGAUACAUGUGCAUGGCAUGGACUGGUCAAAAGGUUUGGGCAUACAUUUAGCAACAAGCAAGUUAAGUGAACUCUUUUAGUACCUCUCUGGCCUUUUAAUUGGUUGACCUUUAUUAAGGAAAUGAUGUACAUGAGAGAGGAUUAGCACAUUGUAGUCACUUGAACCCAAACCCGAAGCAUUGAUAAGGUUGAGUAAAACCAAACAGAUCAGAUACAAAAGCCUAGCUUCACUCUUAAGUAUAAAUCCAUGGAAAUAUCUGUACCCUGGUGCCAUCUGAUAUUUUUGUUCCUUUA